UAUGGGUGGUGACGGGCGUUUAUUCGUCGGUCGCCUCAGCAAAAACACCUCAGAACGUGAAGUUCGCUCAAUAUUCUCUCGAUAUGGCGAAAUGUCUCGUUGUGAUGUUCGGAUUGGCGUCGAAAUGGGAUUUGCAUUUGUAAACUAUUUUGACAGACGAGAUGCCGACGAUGCUAUAAGGCGGGAAAAUGGGCGUGAAUACCACACAAAGAAAAUUGUCGUUGAGUGGGCGAAAGAUGAUGAAGGACCAGGAGUGAAGAGGCGUGCCGGACGCUUGGACAGAUCCAGUGAUUCUUGCUGGAAAUGUGGAGGUCUUGGGCAUCAUUCAAGAGACUGCAGAGGUGGUGCAAGUCGCCGGCGUUCGAGAUCAAGAUCACGGGACAGACGCAGGAGAUCGCGUUCAAGAUCAUACGAUGACAGAAGACGGCGACGAUCCUCAGAAAGACGAAGUUCUCGUCGCCGACGCAGAAGUCACAGUUCACCCAUACGUGACAGAGAUUCAAGGUCACCAGACAGAGAUCGAUCACGGACGCCACGUCGAAAGAAGCGCGAGAGACGAGAAAGCAAACGAGAAGAAAAACGAGAAAGGUCAGGAAGUGCAAAAAGCGAAGCAAACGGAGAGAAAGAACGAACGACUAGUCCAAAACAGAGCCGUGAGUCACACAGUCGUACAAGAAGCCGAACGCGUAGUGAAACUGGGUCCAAGCAUGAAAACGGGGACUCAUCUGCUGAGCCUAUACCAGGUACGGUCGAGGAAACUGCAUCCCCCAAAGAUGCCAAACGAUCCAAGUCACGAUCGAAUGAUGCAAGUUAAAUAUUUAUCUGCACUAACAGUCGUGGGCAAGAAUAAGAAGCUAAUUUGGCUGUUAAAAAGUCAAAAGACUCAAGCCAUGCUGUUUUUGGUAAAUCACCAUUUUUUGUUAAUGUUCAUUUCCUUUUGAAUAUAGUUUUUGUCACUUU
This is a messenger RNA of Symsagittifera roscoffensis, 960 nucleotides long. Its product is annotated as probable splicing factor, arginine/serine-rich 6. NCBI's taxonomy places the organism in Eukaryota, Metazoa, Xenacoelomorpha, Acoela, Convolutidae. Gene Ontology annotation, molecular function: zinc ion binding; RNA binding. The transcript has a single exon. The record is from RefSeq and is a predicted model, not a curated record. The coding region runs from base 2 to 814 and encodes 270 amino acids.